AUGGCAAAGCUCCUUCUGGUAUCAGCCUCUACAGUAGUCUUUGUCAUCCUAUUGCUUGAGCUUAGGUUGGCUUACUCUUCAGCUGAACCACAAAGGCCAAUAAAGGAAACUUGGGAAGCCAAUAAUGCAGCUGUUAACACCGGUGGCUGCACAACAAAGAGCAAGGCCAACUUUGAUAAGCAGCAAUCAGAUUUUGGCAUGGCACCUCAACCUCCACCACACCUUUGGAGACGAAUGGCUAGAGGUAGGGACGGUGAUCAUCCAAGAACAAAACCAAGUCCAGCACACCCUAAACCUGGCGGACGUCCUUAGUACUGUACGAGGAUCAUGUCUUGUCUAAGAUUUGUAGUGACAGUAGGGAUAUCAUUGGAUUUCACAGCAAAACCCUUACCUGUGUAUCCAUUGCAAUGUCUUCAUUCUUGAUUUCCUGCCCAUAUAUAUGUAUGUAAUUGUUUCGAUAGUUAAAUAAAAUGUGUAGUGACCUCACAACGUGUCGGUCAAAUAAAUUUAUUUGAGAAUCUCUCAAUAGAAGAGAAUUUUACAAAACAAUAAAUAAUUUAAUUUUACAUAAUUCAGGCCAUUGUCUUUGAUCUGGGCUGCCAUGUUUGUAGCUAUCCCCACCCUUGUUCCCACUAUUAGUAUUGUUAGGGCCGAUCUGAUUCGGAUUUCCAACCUCGCAAGCAAGGUUUUUUUUUUUUUUUUGUUUUAAAAACUAGUUUACUUUUUGUUUUGUUUUUUGUUUCUUUGACUUCUUGUUUUUUUUUCUUUUUUCCCCUCAAAAGUCUCUUUCCUCGUCAUUGUCUUUGUCAACAUAGGUCUUCAAUGCAUGCAAACUCUAAAUAAGAGACUUGAAGAAGUCAUCACAUGCAUAAGUACUCGAGCUUCUUCAUUGGCAAAGCUCCUUGUGCUUGUGGUAUCAGCCUCUGCACUAAUAUUUGUCAUGGCUUUUAACUCGGAUUGGAAUACUCUGUGGCUGUACAAAGACUAAGGCCAAUUUUGAUAAGCAGCUGUCAGCUCGGAUUUUACACAUGGCAGCUCAACCUCCGCCCCGUCCGAUACCAACAGAUAAAGGUAGGGAUGGUGAUCAUCCCCGAACAAAAGCAAGUC
Prunus persica (peach) is the source of this 1107-nucleotide messenger RNA. RefSeq lists its product as uncharacterized. The record is from RefSeq and is a predicted model, not a curated record. NCBI's taxonomy places the organism in Eukaryota, Viridiplantae, Streptophyta, Magnoliopsida, Rosales, Rosaceae. The transcript has 2 exons. Bases 1 to 312 code for a protein of 103 amino acids.